Sipha flava (yellow sugarcane aphid) is the source of this 1184-nucleotide messenger RNA. RefSeq names its product retinol dehydrogenase 10-like. The transcript is spliced from 7 exons. NCBI's taxonomy places the organism in Eukaryota, Metazoa, Arthropoda, Insecta, Hemiptera, Aphididae. Gene Ontology annotation, cellular component: lipid droplet. The coding region runs from base 157 to 1137 and encodes 326 amino acids. The record is from RefSeq and is a predicted model, not a curated record. Gene Ontology annotation, molecular function: oxidoreductase activity, acting on the CH-OH group of donors, NAD or NADP as acceptor.
GACUCGCAGUACGUUCGCAAUGCCUACGCGACACCGCCGACCGCUUGGCAACACAAUCGCACGGCAUAGUCGUCGACGGACCGUCGCCGGUGACCGAAAAACGCGCGCAGACGUCGAUCGCAACCGGAACGCGAAACGAAAUCAAAAUCCAUCGACAUGGAACCUGGACAACGUCACGUCAAAGGCCCAGCAUCUCCGACCGACGAAGAAGAGGCAUCUUCAAAUUUCAUAAUGAACUGUUUACAAAUUAUCACGAAAACAUUAGUCGGAAUUAUUUACUCGAUAUACUCAAUCAUCCACCUGGCAUAUAUAACAAUUUAUCCAGUGGAAAAAUCUUUAAAAAAUAAAGUCAUACUCGUGACGGGUGCCGGCAGGGGACUGGGUCGGGAAAUGAGCUUGCAACUGGCCAAGGAGGGUGCGAUGUUAGUCUGCGUGGACAUAAACGCGGAUGGCGUCAAGGAAACGGCGGACAUGAUCAAUGGCGGCCGAACUGGCAAGGACGCGGUGGCCGAUCACUACACCACAAACGUAGCCGAGCCGAAUCAGGUGAACGAGCUGGCCAGGACGGUGGAGGAAAAAUGGGGCAAAGUGGACGUGCUGAUCAACAACGCGGGCAUUGUGGCCAGCGCGCCGCUGAUGGAGAACACCGACGAACAGAUCAAGCGCAUGAUCGACGUCAACCUGGUGUCGCACUUUUGGAUGGUUCGAGCGUUUUUGCCAGCUAUGAAGAAACGCAACGAGGGUCAUAUCGUAGCCACGUCCUCUGUGGCUGCGUUCACGUGUGCAGCUAAUAUUGUCCCUUACGCGGCUACCAAAUACGGUGUCACGGGGCUCAUGGCUAGUCUCAGAGAAGAGCUUAGAGUCAACCCGUCCAACAACAUAAAAUUCACUACUGUCCAUCCAUUCUUUUUGGACUCGGCCCCGAUCAACGUGAAACACUGGGAAGUUAAGUCUGCACUGCCAAUCAUUUCGAUCCCGCAAGUGGCCAGCGCAGCAAUCCGUGCCAUCAAACGCGAUGAAGUCAUCGUAACAGUUCCAGAAAUUUUGAGAUUGCUCAUGACCAUGUUAUGGAUCAUACCUCAAAAGUCAGCGGAUUUUUGGCGAGACACGUUUAAUACAAAAAUCAACAAUGUUUAAUUGUCUUCAUGUUUGUUAAAUUAAAAUGCAGUUUUGGUUAGGUUCAA